AUGAAAUUGACAGGCAAAUGUUUAGAACUAGAAGAAAAAUCACCUGAGUAUGGCCGCGGGGUUGCUGGAGGGUCGUGGGAGGCACGUCGGAGACAUGUGGGGGGGGGCAGCAGCUGCAGCCAGACUCCCAGCCGGGCCAUCCCCACUCGCUGCGUAGCCCUCGGCGACGGCGUGCAGCUCCCGCCCGGGGACUACAGCACCACUCCGGGCAGCACGCUCUUCAGCACCACUCCGGGAGGAACCAGGAUCAUCUAUGACCGGAAGUUCCUGAUGGAGUGUCGGAACUCACCUGUGGCCAAAACACCCCCGAAGGACCUGCCAGCCAUUCCUGGGGUCACUAGCCCGACCAGCGAUGAGCCUCCCAUGCAAGUCAGCCAGAGCCACCUGCACAGCCCUGAAGAAAAGCGGGCAGGCGGUGAAGAGUCACAGUUUGAGAUGGACAUUUAAGGGACCAGCCAUAGGAUGGAGUGAUGCCUCUGGGCCCCCGAGGCCCUUGGAAGGAAAGCCACAGCAGUCAGGCCUUAACACCAGGCAGAUGUUGGGUGUGGGCGACCCAGCCCUGCUCCUCACUCGGCCCUUGCUCCGCCUUCCAUUUUGUGAACACCAGCACAUACCUCCUUGUGCCUCUGAUGAUACUGAGCUGCUACUCCAGGGGGAUGAUUCUUGCCCACACCCUGCAUCCAGUGCCAGGAAGUGGACACAGAGGAACCCGUCAGGAUGACCGUCUGGCAAUUCCAGCCCCAGCCUCUGGAGCACACCCACCCUUUCCUUGGGCUGGGGUACCUGGGAAAGCUACCCUUUUUACUUCUUUCCCUGAGAGGAAAUAAAAGCCACCUUUACCCUAG
Messenger RNA from Alexandromys fortis (reed vole), 845 nucleotides. Its product is annotated as eukaryotic translation initiation factor 4E-binding protein 1-like. Gene Ontology annotation, molecular function: eukaryotic initiation factor 4E binding. The transcript has 2 exons. NCBI's taxonomy places the organism in Eukaryota, Metazoa, Chordata, Mammalia, Rodentia, Cricetidae. The record is from RefSeq and is a predicted model, not a curated record. Gene Ontology annotation, cellular component: cytoplasm. The coding region runs from base 1 to 447 and encodes 148 amino acids. Gene Ontology annotation, biological process: negative regulation of translational initiation.